CUUUUCACACCUCCGUUUCAAAGACAGCCAACCAGCACUCGGACUACAAACACACGGUUUCAUUCAAAAAACUCCACAAACAAAAACUUCCAAACGCAUCCGGAAAACCGUCCCGCGUACGACUCAGAGGCCGCUGCUCACACACCGGACCGAAGUGGAACACUAAAAGGAGUGUUUAUUCGAGGUAAAGUGGGUCCGUAGCGUGAAUAUGGCGACCGCAACCCCGAGCCGCGAGUCUGGCCGCGCGUCGGCCGCGCAGACGCCCCUGAGCCCGACGCGGAUCUCGCGUCUGCAGGAGAAACAGGAGCUGAGCGCGCUCAACGAUCGCCUGGCCGUGUACAUCGAUCGCGUACGGUCUCUGGAGCUCGAGAACGACCGGCUGCUCGUCAAAGUGUCCGAGAAAGAGGAAGUAUCGACCAGAGAGGUGUCUGGGAUUAAGUCUCUUUACGAGGCCGAGCUCGCCGACGCUCGCCGCGUUCUGGACGAAACCGCUCGCGAACGAGCCAGACUUCAGAUCGACCUUGGAAAAGCCAACUCUGAUCUCGAGGAGGUCACCCGGAACUACAAGAAGAAGGAUGGGGAUCUGGCUUCGGCUCUGGCCCGGAUUAAGGAUCUGGAAGCGCAGUUCAACAAGAACGAGGCGUCUCUCAACACGGCGCUCCGCGAGAAAGGCUCGCUGUCUGCCGAACUGGCCGACCUGAAGGCUCAGCUAGCCAAAGCUGAAGAUGCUCACGGUGUGGCUAAGAAACAGCUGGAGAAGGAGACGCUGAUGAGGGUGGACCUGGAGAACCGCUGCCAGAGUCUGUCCGAGGACCUGGAGUUCAGGAAGAGCAUGUUUGAGGAGGAGGUGCGUGAGACGCGCAGGCGUCAGGAGAAGCGUGUGGUGGAGGUGGACUCAGGCAUGCAGCAGGACUACGAGUUCAAGCUGACGCAGGCGCUGCAGGAUCUGCGCAGGCAACAUGAGCAGCAGGUGCAGAUUUACAAGGAGGAGCUCCAGCACACCUUCAUGGCCAAGCUGGAUAAUGCCAAGGUGUCGUCGGACAUGAACGAUAAAGCGGUUCUCGCCGCGCGCGAGGAGCUUCAGGAGGCCCAUGUGCGCAUCGAGAGCCUGAGCUAUCAGCUCAGCGCCCUGCAGAAACAGGCGUCAACCGCCGAGGAGCGCAUCCGCGAGCUGGAGGACAUGCUGUCCAGCGACAGGGACAAGUACCGGCGACAGCUGGACGCCAAGGAGCGCGAGAUGGCCGAGAUGAGGGAGAUGAUGCAGCAGCAGCUCAACGAGUACCAGGAGCUGCUGGACGUCAAGCUGGCCCUGGACAUGGAGAUCAACGCCUAUCGGAAACUGCUGGAGGGCGAGGAGGACAGGCUGAAGCUGUCUCCCAGCCCGUCCUCCCGGGUCACGGUGACCCGCACCUCAGCCAGCAGCACUUCUGCGUCUUCACGAAGCUCUCGCGCUAAGAGAAAGCGUGUGGAGCUCGAGGAAGAGUCCAGCGCUGGCCCGAAGGUCCAGGUCAGCCAGGAGGCCGAAGCCACGGGGAGCGUCAGUGUCGAGGACAUCGACCUGGAGGGGAAAUCCGUGACCCUCAGGAACAACUCGGACAAGGAUCAAUCUCUGGGAAGCUGGCGACUAAAGAGACAAAUUGGUGAUGAAGAGGAAAUCACCUACAAAUUCAGCCCUAAGUUUGUCCUGAAGGCCGGUCAGACGGUAACGGUGUGGAGCGCCAGCGCCGGCGUGUCCCAUAGUCCUCCUUCAGACCUGCUGUGGAAGAGCCAGAGCUCUUGGGGAACCGGAGAGAUGAUCCUCACCUCAUUGGUCAACUCGAGCGGAGAGGAAGUGGCGAAGCGAACCGUCACGAAAAGCGUGCUGGAAAUGGAGAACGGUGAUGAUGAGGAUGAAGACUUUGGAGAUGAAGAUCUUUUCCAUCAGCAGGGCGAUCCAAAACCCCGAUCCAGAGAAUGUGCCGUCAUGUGAUGGAGCACCUUUAGUAUUUUCCUUCCCACGAUUCAGUCUUUUUUGUAGAGCCACUACUUUUUGUAUUCUUCGAUCAUGAGUUCAUAACACCCCCCUCCCUCGAUCCUUUAUUUCUACGGACCUCAUUUGUAAAGCCAGUCAAUCUUGAGCAAUAUGCCACGGCUCAUAAACGAAUAGUCUUGAUCAACGAGUCCAACGACCUGAAAUUAGAAAGUAUUAGUGUAAGCCGGUGACUAAGGAAUCUGCAUAUUCAUGUCUAUGAAUCAUGUGUUCUCGUCACUUAUGAAUGGGGUUAUGAUUAUGACGGUGAGCUCAUGUUCUGUAGUGCACUAUAGCUCGUAACUGACAGCUGUCAAUCUUGUGUUUUUUUGCUUCGCCAACCAGACGAACAGGGUGGAAACUAAAUCAAAUGACUUCGUUGACUUCUAAAUGCUUACUCCCACCAUUUAUCCUCAUUUUAUCUUAUUGUUAUUUGUUUUGAUUCGUGCUUUACAUAGUAUUAUGUAUGUUUAAAUCAGUGAUUAAGACAUUUUUCAAGCCUAUAAUCUAG
Molecule: messenger RNA, 2519 nt
Organism: Rhinichthys klamathensis goyatoka
Lineage: Eukaryota; Metazoa; Chordata; Actinopteri; Cypriniformes; Leuciscidae
Gene: lmnb2
Product: lamin B2
Exons: 12
Coding region: 209-1969 (586 amino acids)
Source: RefSeq, a predicted model, not a curated record